AUGGUAGAUUAUUAUGAAGUUCUAGGAGUGCAGAAAUAUGCUUCACCUGAGGACAUUAAAAAGGCUUAUCGUAAAGUGGCCCUUAAGUGGCACCCUGAUAAAAAUCCAGAAAAUAAAGAAGAAGCAGAGAGAAGAUUCAAAGUAGCUGAGGCAUAUGAUGUGUUAUCAAAUGAUGAAAAACAGGAUCUUUAUGAUAAAUACGGCAAAGACGGAUUAAAGGGUGGAGAUGGAAGACAUUUUGAUGAUCCUUUUGAGUAUGGCUUCAUGUUCCGUAAGCCAGAUGAGGUCUUUAAAGAAAUUUUUGGUGAAAGGGACCCAUUUUCAUUUGACUUUGUUGAAGACUCACUUGAGGACCUUUUAAAUAGUCCAAGAUGUCCCUAUGGAAACAGAAGCAGAGGUGCAGGAUCGUCUUUCUCUACAUUCAGUGACUAUCCACCUUUUGAGAACAGAUUUUCUUCAUAUGAUACAGCAUAUACUUCAUAUGGUUCACUGGGGCAGGAGGGCCUUAGUCCAUUCUGUUCCAUGGCAUUUGACAAUACUGGGAUGGGAAGACACAUAUCCGUCACAACUUCAGGUAAAAUAGUUAAUGACAGAGAUAUCAAUAUAAAGAGAAUUAUUGAGAAAAACCAAGAAAGAGAAGAAGCUGAAGAUGAUGGCAAGUUGAAAUACUUCCUGAUAAAUGGUCUGGCAGAUGAAGAGGGCUUUGCAGAAGAAUGCAGGUGGAGACGGCAAUCAUUCAACAAUCAUUCCCCAAAUUCAUGUAGCCCCAAACAUGUGUCUCCUUUGCUCAAUCAUGAGCAAAGUAUACCUUGGGUCAAUGAUGAACAAGGUAUACCCUGGGUCACCAGCGAGUGGGAUCCCUCCAUUUUCUCAGCAGGAUUCAAAGAAGGUGGUAAGAAAAAAAAAAAGCACAAAGAGGUACAUAAGAAGAAGUCAACCAAAAGGAAUCGCUAA
Messenger RNA from Choloepus didactylus (southern two-toed sloth), 954 nucleotides. It is a transcript of the gene DNAJB7, whose product is annotated as DnaJ heat shock protein family (Hsp40) member B7. Gene Ontology annotation, cellular component: endoplasmic reticulum membrane; cytosol. The coding region runs from base 1 to 954 and encodes 317 amino acids. The transcript has a single exon. NCBI's taxonomy places the organism in Eukaryota, Metazoa, Chordata, Mammalia, Pilosa, Megalonychidae. Gene Ontology annotation, molecular function: ATPase activator activity; Hsp70 protein binding. The record is from RefSeq and is a predicted model, not a curated record. Gene Ontology annotation, biological process: positive regulation of proteasomal ubiquitin-dependent protein catabolic process; protein refolding.